Plasmodium falciparum 3D7 is the source of this 3603-nucleotide messenger RNA. RefSeq names its product putative AAA family ATPase. NCBI's taxonomy places the organism in Eukaryota, Apicomplexa, Aconoidasida, Haemosporida, Plasmodiidae. The record is from RefSeq and is a predicted model, not a curated record. Gene Ontology annotation, molecular function: ATP binding; ATP hydrolysis activity. Gene Ontology annotation, cellular component: cytoplasm.
AUGUUUGUGGAUUCCUUGAAGAAACGAAUAUACCAUAUAAUAGUAAAAAAGAAUUUUAUAAGAAAAGAUGAAAAUAAAGAAAAUAAUUUAAAAAAUGUUUUAAGUAACUGUUCAGUAAUCGAAAGUUUGUUGAGAAAAGAAUUUCAGGAAUAUAGACGUUCUCCAAAGAAUAAAUUAUAUGGGCUAAUUAUGAAUAUAAUAAAAAAGAGUUUAUUUGUGAACUAUGAUAAAUUUAUGAUUAAAUAUAUUAAUAAAAAGAAAAAAAAGAAGAUGAAGCUUAAUAAUAAUUGUCAAGUUAAUAAUAAUAAUAAUAAUAAUAAUAAUAAUUUUAUAUAUGAUACUAAUCAUAUUAUAAGUAAUGAUAUUACAACUUGUGAUAUUAUUGAAGGAGACAAUUGUCGUUCGACCAUAUUAAAUGAUAAUAAUGAAAUUAUUAAUUAUACCAAUAAAAAUGAAUAUAAUCAAAAUAAUAUUGAAGAUGAAAAAAUGAAUGAGCAAAACAUUCAUGGUCAUGACCCGAAUGAUGUAUUAUUAAAUGAGAAAGACCUAAAUGUUGGUAAUGAAUUUAUUAAAAACAAUAUGUUGAAAAACAAGAAGAAAUUAAAAAUUAUAGAAGGAAAAUUAAAAGAUGAAAAAAAUGUACAAAGUCAUUUAACAAAUAAUCAAAUUAAUGAAAAUAUGAAUCAUAUGAAACAGGAACAUAAUAAAAGUUCAUUCAAUAAUUCAAAUAAAAUAAUUAAUUCGAUAAUAUCGAAUAAAACCUUAAAUGAUUUUAAAGGCAUAAAAAAUAUUAAAAAAGAUAUACUUUAUAGUAUUAUAUAUCCAUAUAAAUUUCGAUUAUCUAAUUUGAAUUGUAUUAUAAAUAUUUUUGGUACCAGUGGUACAGGUAAAACUACACUUUCAUAUGCUAUCGCAGGUGAAUGUGGAUGUCCUUUUUUUUAUAUAAAAUUACCUGAAUAUAUAAAAUAUAUAUCAAAUGAUAACAAAAAUAAUAAAUUAAGAAUUCUUUUUGAACAUAUAAAAAAUGAAUAUGAUAAAGCAAUAUUAUGUAUUGAUGAUAUAGAUAUCAUAUUUUCAUCUAAAGAUGAUUCCACAGAUUUAUAUUUAUUUACAUAUUUAUUAAAUAUUUUUCAUAAUUCAAAUAUUAUUGUACUCUUAUUAAGUAUUAAUAAACCAAAUGAUAGUAUAUUAUACUCCAAAAUUCAAAAGUUUAUUACUAUACCAAUACCUACAUAUGAUGAUCGUAUUGAAAUACUUGAACAAGCGUCCUGUGAAUAUUUUCUCUCAUUUGAUAUUCCAUAUACCGCUUCAAUUACAUAUGGUUUCAAUAGAGGGCAGAUAUUUGAUAUAAUGAAUGAAUCUUUAAAUUUGUAUAUAUAUAAUGAGUUACUAAGAAAGGAUCUGAAGAUUAAUCAUAUGAUAAAAAAUGAAGUAGACCAUGUAACACAAACUUGUGAGAAUAUAAAUAAAAUUAAUUGUAAUGAAAAUAUCAUGGUGCAUCAAAAAAGUCACCACAUAAGUAAUAAGAUAAAUAAUGACAAUAAUGAUAAUAAUGAUAAUAAUAAUGAUAAUAAUAAUAAUAAUAAUAAUAAUAAUAAUAAUAAUAAUAAUGCAUCUGUUUGGGGAUACACCAAAUCAGAUAACGAUUUUUUUAAAAAUGUAACAAAUUAUGAAGAAAUAAAACAAAAUGAUCAAUUAACAUCACACGAACAAAAUAUAUUAAUUACUUCUAUUAAAACAAAUGAUGAGAAUCAAAUCGCGUCGACCGAAAUUCCACAGGAGUUAUCGAAUGAUUCACCCUGUUUAAAUAACCAGAACAAUCAUAAUUUGAAAGAAAUAAAUCAUAAAAGAAAAUAUAAUAUGUUGUUAUGCUCAUUAAACGAAGAGAAGGUUAUUGAAGGAAAAGCAGAAAAAAAAAUUCAAAAAACUAUAGAAAUUAACAAUGAUAUAAUAUUUGAAGGUGUAAAUAAUAUAAAGAAAAAGAUGACAAAUGAAAAUAUAUGUGAAGUUCCAAAUAUUAAUUUGGAUAAUAUUGGAUCUUUAAAAAAAAUAAAGAAAAUAUUAGAAAGCAAAUUUAUAUUACCUGUAAAAUAUAGUAAUAUAUAUAAACAUUUAGGUAUAAAUAAAAGUAUGGGAAUAUUAUUAUAUGGUCCUCCUGGAUGUGGAAAAACAAUGCUUGCUAAAGCUAUUAGUAAUGAAAUGAAAGCAAACUUUAUAGCUAUAAAAGGUCCAGAAAUAUUAAAUAAAUAUGUUGGUGAAAGUGAGAAAAAAGUACGUGAAAUCUUUUCAUAUGCAUCUGUAUAUAAACCAUGUUUAAUAUUUUUUGAUGAAAUUGAUAGUAUAUGUAUUAAUCGAUCAAAUAAUAAAUCUGUAUCGGCAUCUGAUAGAGUAGUAAAUCAAUUAUUAUCAGAAAUGGAUGGCUUAUCACAAAGAGAAGGUGUGUAUAUUAUAGCAACAACAAAUAGACCUGAUAUUAUUGAUAAAGCAUUACUAAGAAGUGGAAGAUUUGAUCAACUUAUUUAUAUUUCAUUACCUAAAUAUCAAGGAAGAGUUGAUAUUUUAAAAAAGCUUUCCAAAAAUAUGCCCAUAGAUAAAAAUGUUCGUUUUGAAGAAAUAUCAAAGUUGACCAGAGGAUAUAGUGGUGCUGAUUUAUAUGGAGUAUUAAGAGAAAGUGCUUUUAUAGCUUUACAAGAAUGUCGCGAUAAAAUAGAUAUUCAAAAUAAGAGCAAUCCAAAAAAUAAUAAUAUAUAUAAUAAUACGGAUCAACAAAUGAAUAAGGAUACAAAUGUAAUAAAUAUUAUGAAUCAGCACUUGAGUAUUCAAGAAAAUAAUUCUAUAAAACAACAUUCCACUAUUUUUUCCACCAGUAAUAUAAAUAACAAUAAUGUGGAUCAUAUAUAUAGUAUACAUAAUUUUGACCAUAUUAAAUCUAAUUCAUAUAGAACAAAUAAGACAGUAUCUCAAGAUAUGAAUAAUUCAAUUGAUGAUAAUACAAAACCAUAUAUCCUAGAUGACUCUGUUGAUAACAACAGAGUAUUGUCCAAAGGGCAAAAUAAUAUAAAUCAAAUGGAUCAAAUAAAUCUUGAUGAAAUUGUAAAAAUAAGUGAAAAUUUUACAAACGAAUAUAAAAGUAAUAAUGUAAAUACUUAUAAACUUUCAAAUAAUAAUAUUAUGGAUAUUCAAAGGUUGGAUAUCAACAUAAAUCACAAUAAUUCAAACAAUUUAAAUUAUAAUAAAAUGAAUGACGAAAUUUCUAGUAGUAAUAACAAAAAUAAAGAUAUAUCAUUUAAUGACCAUCAAAAUAUGUUUAGUACAAAUAAUUUUGGUAAGAACAAAAAUAUGAUAAAAUUAGAAUAUAAUAAUAAUAUGGAAGAAGAACAAAGGGACUAUAAUAACUCCUCACAAAAUUGUAUCUUGUCAACAAAUAAUAAUCAUUUAAAUGAAAAAGAUAGAAAUAAUUUAAUUUAUGAAUAUAUUCAAAAAAAUAAGAAUAUAUUAACUAUAACCCAAAAACAUAUAAUUCAAGCAAUUAAAAUUAUACCAAGAAGUGUAACAAAAGAACAAAUUAAAUAUUAUAAGGAAAUAUGUAAAAAGUUUAAAUGA